Diversispora eburnea is the source of this 401-nucleotide messenger RNA. NCBI's taxonomy places the organism in Eukaryota, Fungi, Glomeromycota, Glomeromycetes, Diversisporales, Diversisporaceae. The record is from the annotation of a GenBank genome assembly.
UGACCCCUCAAGAAAUCUUAUUUGAUGAUAAUGACGAAUAUAUUAAUAAUCAAAAUAAUCAUAUAAUAAAGGAAAUAUUACAUAAAAAACUUGGAACAGAAGUAACUUGGAUAACAAGGCACAUAAAAUUUUGUCAUUUUCUUCUUUUGGAAUAUAUCCAAGAACCAAAAAAUUCUAAAGAUCUUUCAGUAAAAAAAAUUUUUUUGGAUCUCUACUUUAAUGACUUCGGGACAUACCAUACAGUUUAUUAUUCCCUAGGUGGUGAUUUAGAAGUUGUUACAGCAGACUUACCUCAAGGAAAUAAUCUCUGUAGCAUAAAACGACAUGGCACAAAUCAUGAGUGUUGCAAUUGCCUUGUACCUCGAGAACAAUUAUCUGAUAAAAAUUAUAAUCAUCUUUAA